AUGUUGUCAAUUCUCUUGCUGACUACAACUACCAACCAAUUAGUACCAGUGGGAGGAGAUGAUAGAAAUAUGAAAAAGUGUUUGGAUAAUGAGAGAGAAGCUCUCCUUCUGUUCAAAGCUCCCCUUCAUGACCCCCAUGGUCGUCUCUCUACAUGGAGAGCUGACGAACAUGACUGCUGUAACUGGAGCGGAGUCACGUGCAACAAUCAAACAGGUCAUGUCACAAUGCUAGAAAUUGGCUACCGUAAUCUUGAAGAGUUUGGAAACCUCACCAACUUGCAAGUGCUUUACCUUUCAAAUGUUGGAAGGUGUAGAGUUGAAAAGGUAGAGUGGUUGUCUCAUCUCACUCAUUUGGAGGAACUUGAUAUGGAUGGGAUUUCCCUAGCAAAAGCAGAGAAAUGGGUGGAUGUAAUUCUGAGUCUCCCGAAACUCUCAUGGUUAAGUUUAAGGAGAUGUGAGCUGUCACAGGUCAUGUAUCCAUAUUCUUCUUCAUUUCUCAACUCUUCUUCUUCUUCUUCAUCAUCUUUUUUUAGACUUGAUCUUGGAUACAACAAUCUCACCUCAUCCAUGUAUCAUUGGUUGUACCCAUUAACCACCAAUAUCCCCAUUUCUCUUGGUCUCAAUGGCAACAUGUUAGAUGGGAUACCCAAAUAUUUUGGUAACCUCUCUAGUUUGACUGGAUUGUCAUUCGCUGACAACUCUGUUGCUCUUAACUUUCCUGAUUUUCUCAACAACUUGUCUCUUGGAUUACGAUCAUUGUUUGCUUUCAAGAACCAGUUUACAGGGUCAUUGUCAGAUGACAUCCAAAAGUUUUCAUCCCUACGAUACUUGGACCUAUCUCAUAAUCACUUAAAUGGAAGUAUAAGUGAGAAACUGUGGGAACUACCCAGGCUUGAAUACCUUGACCUUUCUUUUAAUAAUCUUACAGUUCCUUCCACAUAUCACUUGUCAAACAUCUCUUAUGUUAAAUAUCUUGAUCUGAGCUCUUGCAAGCUGCUAGAGCCUCGCUUCCCCAAGUUGAUUCAGACACUCAAAAAUCUUACACAUCUUGAUCUUUCCAAUACUGGAAUUUCAGACACCAUUCCUCUGGAGUUUUGGGACGCGUGGCCUUCUCAAUUAAAAUAUCUGAAUCUCUCUUCCAAUAACAUUAGCGGGAAAGUACCAGAUUUAUUAUCAAAUUUUGCCAAAGAUUAUUCAGAGAUGGAUUUGAGUUCCAACAGCUUUAAUGGUCCGAUACCGAAUGUUACUACCACUUUGACAUCGUUAAAUCUUUCCAGAAACAAAUUCACUGGAGUAAUCUCCUUUAUAUGCCAAAUUGUUGAUGGGCUCUUAUACUUUCUUGACCUUUCUCAUAACUCAUUAGUCGGACAACUCCCAGACUGUUUGUGGCAUUUCAAACACCUAAGAGUUCUCAAUCUCGGACACAACAAUCUGUUUGGAAGUCUUCCUCCCUCUAUUGGAUCUAUGAUAGAACUCAAGGUGUUGUAUUUAUUCAAGAACAGUUUCUCUGGCGAAUUGCCUUUGUCUUUAAAAAAUUGCACGAGUUUAAUCUCGUUGAAUUUGGGGGCCAACAAGUUUUCUGGUACUGUACCUGUCUGGAUUGGGGAAAACUUAUCAGGUUUGUAUGUUCUUAUCCUAAGAUCAAACAAAUUCAUUGGAACCAUCCCUUUACAGUUAUGUCAGUUACCUAAUCUUCAAGUUUUGGACUUGUCAAUGAACAAUCUCCAUGGAAGCAUCCCCUCAUGUUUGAGUAAUCUUACAAGCAUGGUUCAACAAGGAGGAUUCUCACAAGAUGUGCAGUAUUAUAGAAAUGUAACUGAUAAUAUAUUUGCAUUGGAGACAUAUGUUGACCAUGCAAUGAUAGAGUGGCAAGGAGAUGAACGUGAAUUCUUUAGCACUCUGAAAUUAUUGAAGACCAUUGACCUAUCAAGCAACAGAUUUGCAGAUGAAGUGGAGGAUGAUGACCCCAUUUCUAACUCAACAAACUGCACCCAAGUAGAUCUUUUGUGUCUUCCACUCCAUUAG
Messenger RNA from Lactuca virosa, 2025 nucleotides. NCBI's taxonomy places the organism in Eukaryota, Viridiplantae, Streptophyta, Magnoliopsida, Asterales, Asteraceae. The record is from the annotation of a GenBank genome assembly.